GUCACCGGUAACAUCGGUCUACAUUAUCCAGGCUUUAAGUAGGUCAUACUGGUUAGAAAAGUCAGUACAUAAUUACAUCAACAUUGGACAUAUAAAAUGGCGGAUUACACCAUCAGACCAGCUGUACAGGGUGAUUGUGAGGAGAUCCUUCGGCUGAUACAGGAGUUAGCAGAAUUCGAAAAAAUGCCGGAACAAGUGAAGAUGACAGUGGGGACACUAAGAAGAGACGGAUUCGGCGAGCAGAAUUUUUUCCGUUGUCUCGUUGUUGAGGAUAAAACUACAACAGCUGUGGAAGGUAAGGCUAUCCUGUGGGGGUAUGCCUUAUAUUACUACGCCUACUCUACAUGGGAGGGACGUGUUAUGUACCUCGAGGACCUGUACAUGUCACCAACCUACAGGGGGCGGGGCAUCGGUACAAAGCUCUUCAAUGCUGUUGCGCAGAUAGGUGUAGAACAGGACUGUCAGCGGAUGCAAUGGGUGGUUCUGAGUUGGAACAAACCGUCUAUAGAAUUCUACAAGGCACGCGGAGCGUGGGAUGUCACUGCGAAGGAGAACUGGAAUAUAUUCAGGAUGGACCGACCGGAGUUAGAACAAAUGAUAAAAACAGACUGAUCUGUCGACCGUAAUGAUUGGACACGAAUCAUUGAACGCUACCACCUAGAUAUUAUAUGGCUUCCUCUGAGAGGAGCGUCAUUUUAACUAUUAAUUAAUACAAGGCGUGAAAAUAAUCAGAUCAUUUUUAGCAACUACUGUACAUUAUUGUAUUUGUAGUGUAAUAACAGAGUAGAAUGUAUAUAUAGAGUGUCAUAUUCAUUAUCAAAUAAAACAAAAUCGCGUGA
Molecule: messenger RNA, 839 nt
Organism: Pecten maximus
Lineage: Eukaryota; Metazoa; Mollusca; Bivalvia; Pectinida; Pectinidae
Product: diamine acetyltransferase 2-like
Exons: 5
Coding region: 97-612 (171 amino acids)
Molecular function (GO): N-acetyltransferase activity
Source: RefSeq, a predicted model, not a curated record